AUGCACAAAAAUGGGUUCCUGCUGUUUUAUUUUAGCUUCGUAAUAGGAGUAGAAAUUGAGUUUCUUCCUUAUACUAAUCCUCCGCCUAGUUCCAGAGCUUUUCCUCUUAUGGAAAGCUACCCAAGUUAUGAUAUCAUUCUUAUUUACUCUGGGAACUCAAACCCAACUACUAUAUACAGUGACAUCUGGCUGUUUAACACCACUCUAUUACAAUGGGAAAGGCUUUUUCCCUCAAACGAAGACAUCCCAGGUAAAACUUAUUCAGUCGCAAGGUACAAUGGAGGCUCUUUUAUAUCAGAAAGCAAUCGUCUUUUUUAUAUAUUUGGAGGAAUAUCUCUUGCAGGUCCUAUAAAUGACUUAUGGAGUUUUCAAGCAGAUGGAUUUUUAUGAACAAAAAUAGAAACAUAUGGGGAUAUUCCGUUGCCGAGGAUGAGAUUUGGGUAUACUUCUUAUAAUGAUGAUUAUGGAAAUUUACAAUUUGCUAUAUUUGGAGGAAUAACAGGAUAUGGGACAGAUAGUAAUCUUUUUAUGUAAAAUUUUAUUUAGACUUAACACAACUACCUGGACAUGAACAGAAGUAAAAGCUAGUGGUGAUCUUCCGCCUGCCAUUGAAGGCCCAUCUCUUGCUUACUAUAGUAAUUGCCCGAGGAUGGUGCUAUUUUGCGCCAUUCUCGGGCAAUUCAAAAAUGGCCCCACACCGGGAAUUGAACCCACGUGUGGGGCCAUUUUUGGUAUGAUGAGGAGAACAUCGACUUCCACGUACCAAAAAUGGCCCCACACGUGGGUUCAAUUCCCGGUGUGGGGCCAUUUUUUAAAUUGCCCGAGGAUGGCGCUAUUUUGCGCCAUCCUCGGGCAAUUACAAUACAAAAAAAGGCUUUAUUUAGCAGGCGGAUAUGCCACUUAUUUAAAAAACCCAAACAUUCAAACAUUUUUCUAUUAUGAUUUAUCCUCAAAUGAAUGAGUCAAUAUUACGUCGUCACAGUCAUAUGUUCCACGUUUGCAUCAAGGAAAUUUCAUAUAUAAUGACGAGUUUUAUCUAAUGGCAGGAUAUUCAUUAUCUCUAGGUUCUCUUGAUAUUUCAUGAUAUAAAGUCAGCCUAAUAGGCCCAAACUAUAACUGAGUUAAAAUUGAAAUUACUUCAGACGAUGCAGAUUCCAUAAAACAAGACAGCUACGGCUUCGCUAUUGCAGGCGAUACAGUUUAUCAAUUUGGAGGCAACAAAACCCCAAAACCGACUAAUCGAUUAGCGAUUUUUAACUUACUCCUAAUCCUGUGAAUGAACAAAUAAUAUAUAAUAAAUUCUGGCUUUAAUCAUAAAUCACAAGCUAAUUCUAUUAAAUUUUUUAAAUAAUUUACAUUCUAUUUACAAUUUAAAUUAAAUCUUUACUCUAAAUUUUUGCGAGUCGUUUUUUUUUAUUUUUCAUUUUAAUGUAAAAAAUUUUGCUCCUGUUGAGAGUUAAAAAAAAAUUCACCUAUAUGUGCGCAAGUCAUAGCUGAAAACCUUUCCCCAUCCCCAAGAAUGCACCAUUCUUUAUUGCAAGUAGGGAAUUAUUUAUAUACUUUUGGAGGGAGAGGAGAUUAUAAUGAACUUUUAAAUGACUUGUGGGAAUUUGAGCCUGAAAAUGAUUAUUGGCAGCUUAAAGUCCCUACUGGAGAUGUCCCGUCUAAGCGACAUAGCUAUGCAGCAGCUUCAGAAGGAGAUCAUAUGCUUAUAUGAGGAGGAAUAGGCCAAGGAGGGUAUUUAAAUGAUGGGUAUUUAUAUAAUAUAAACACAAACCUAUGAAACUCAUUAACUUAUACUGGAAUUAAUCCUAGCCCAAGAUUAGGUGCAUGCAUAGGGCUACAAGGCGAAAAUGUUUACAUAUAUGGCGGCUUAACAGAUUCAGGACUCUCUGAUGAGCUUUGACUCUAUAGCAUAAAUUCAAAAACCUAUACACUCCUCGACCAUGCCAACUCGUAUGGCCCGGGGCCUAUUUUUUACCCUACUUGUAGCCUUUUCUCGUCAAGUCCUGUACUUUAUAUAAUUUAUGGAGAAUCCGAUAAUAAUAUUCCUGCAAAUAAAAUUUAUGGGUAUAAUAUAAACACAGGGAAAUGAAAAUUAUAUUAUGAUGGGUCAGAAGACACCGAACAUAGUAAAAGUAGAGCUGCUAUAUAUAAAACUCCAAAUAUCACCAUUUUUGCAGGCGGAGAGUCUCAAGGAACAUAUCCGAAUAAUGAAAUCCUUAUUUAUUCAAGCUAUUAUAAAGAAUGAGAAUCCCUUGGAUUUCUCCCUUAUACAGCUAUAGCUCCUGCGUCUAUAUAUUAUCAGGAUUAUUUUUAUAUAUAUGGAGGUGGGACUGCUGAAGAUACACUUAUAAGAUUUAGCAUUCCUAGUAAUAAAUUUAUUAGGUUAAGCUUAGCAUCAUUAUGCAGCAAUGGGACAUGCCCAUUCACGUGUAGCCCAGGGACUUAUAUGACUUCUAAUGGCUGCAAGGUAUGCACUCCAGGGUACUAUUCUGAUGAAUUUGGAUUAAAUAAUUGUUUAGCAUGCCCUAAAGGGAAAUAUAAUCCUAAUUAUGGAGGGACUACUCUUGGCAUGUGCUAUCCUUGCCAAGAAGGGCAAUUUAAUGACAAAGAAGGCCAAGAACGCUGCUUAGAUUGCCCUGGAGGUGCGACUUGCAAUAUUGGAAGUCUUAAUUAUGAGUAUAAGAUUACAGACUAUAAUGAUUCAUAUAUACAGCCGCCUAUAUAUAAAUCAAGCAUUAGUGAGACAAGCCAAAACAAUCUUAUAACAGGAAUUGUGGUCGGCACCGCAGGAUUCUUAAUUAUAGCUCGUGAACCUUUAUGGAUCGACCUUAUUUAAAAUGUAACCGCUCUAAUGGACUUCAUGUCUGCAUAUCUUAAAACAGUACCGCGUUAUUAAGAGAAAUAUUCAGAUUAAUAAUAAAUUUCUAGUUAAAUAUAGUUUUAUAUAAUCUUUUUAAAAAUAUUUUCAAUAAUAAUAUUAAGCUCGGCGAAAUAAACCAAAGCAUAUUUACAGUUAAAUGAAUCUUCUCUCUUUAUGCUUGAAAAGUGGUAAUUUUUUCGGCGAAAUGGCUUUGACCCAAAUUGAUAAUUCUAAAAAAGUUGCUUGUCAAAAAUUUUUGACGAGUGCAACUAAUUUGGAAACUAAACAAGCAAAUUUUUAGGUGGGAUUAAUAUAAAUUUUUAAUUUAAGGUAUCCUUACAAACUAACACUGAUAAGUAUCUUAUAAACUUUUUCCUAUUUUCUACAGAAUAUAUGUCAGAAGAAGCAAAGAAAAUUAAAUUUUAAUUAGAUAAUCACUAUAAAAGGUAUUCUUUUCCAAGAGACUGUAAUUAUUUUAGUUUAUUUAAAAAUUAUUAAAAUUAAAAAAAUUGCCGCGAAAUCACCACUUUUCAGGUAUGAAGACAGAAGAGCCGUUUUAAUUGUAAAAAUUGCAUUGGCUUUAUUUACAGAGCUUAAUAUUAUUGUUUGAAAAUAUUUUUUAAACUUUUAAAAAAUAUAUUAAACUAUAUUUAAACUGAUCUAAGAUAAGCAAAACGUUAAGCCCAUUAGGCGGCUACAUUUUUUAAUUAGGUCGACCCAUAAAGGUCAUGAGGUAUAUUGCUUCUUUAUCCAUUAUAAAGGAAAACAGAAAAUAUUUAUUAUUUUUUGACUUAUAUAUGAGCCUUCACAAUUAUGUUAAAAAACAAAUUAUGACUGUAAGGAAAACAAAAAUCGGCGGGGUCUAUGGGCUUGCAUUUUUAUUUAUUGCAAUAGCGAUCAUUGAAAUAGCGUUCGUAAAUUAUUUAGAAAAAAAUAUUUAUGAAACAAAAAGCCUAGUCCCCUUUGUGGUUCUUGCCCAAGACGUAAGUAAAGUAAUUUUUAUGCAGUUUGAAGGCAAUUUUGUGAUUAUCGUCACAUUUAUGAAUUAUGGAGGAAAAUGUAUUGAUUAUGAUGAAGACAAAAAUAUAAUAUGCCCUUCAUCAAUUUCUCUUACAAUUGAAGGCAUUACAGGUCGUUGAUCAGAACAAAGCUGCAGCCUCAUGAGUAACGGCGACUGUUUAAUAACAAUUAGCUGUGCUAAAUGCUCUAUUUCUACACAAGGGAAUAUAUAUUAUACAAUGGAUGACUCAACUGGGUACACAUCUGGGUUUACUGCAAAUAUAACCUCAUCUUCAUCAAUUCCUGGAAAAUUAAGCAGCUAUGAGACAACUGUGCUGCCUGAUAGCAAUUCUUUAUUUUUUGGAGGAACGACUACUAUAUAUUAUGAUAUGAUAUCAUCAGUAAUGGUAAUUUAGUAUUAUGAAGAUACCGUGAAUAAUAAUAACGAUACAGGAUAUCAUGUAGAUAUUGACAAAAUUCCGAAUAAAGGGCUACAAUAUCAAUCUUUUGAGUAAAAAAUAUGCAGGUUGGGGUAUGCUUUUAUUAAUUAUUUAAAGCUGCAGCUUGAUGUUGAUGGGAAUGGAUUAACAACGAAGAAGUGGGCUACACAGACUUUUACUGUACUUAUUUCUGCACUUCUAGGGUCUGUUUUUGCUGUUUUGGGAAUAGUGGGAGGUGCAAUGAGGCAGACAGAAAGCAGUAGAAUUAAAAUAAAGAAAAUAAUGGAUCAUACAAAGCUUGUUAAAGAAACUAAAAAAAAUGCAAAUAAUAUUUUUACAGGUUAUGGGAGGUGACAAAAGCAUGGAUAUGAUGGGAAUGAAUCUUCUGAAGAGUUUGAUGAGUUUGAGGAUAGAAAAUAA
This is a messenger RNA of Blepharisma stoltei, 4725 nucleotides long. The record is from the annotation of a GenBank genome assembly. NCBI's taxonomy places the organism in Eukaryota, Ciliophora, Heterotrichea, Heterotrichida, Blepharismidae.